AUGAAAAGGAGUCGCUUUUUUUUCGUUUCCAUUUUUCUUUGCCUAUCGCAAGAGAGCAGCCUGGAGCUGAGCAAGAAACUGUUCGGCGCGAACUCCCCCCUCACGGAGCAUGAUGAAGACGACCACGAGCAUGCACAGAAGAGGACGAGGACGUGGCCGGCUGCCUCUUCACCCGAGGUGGAUGGCGACACGUGUUUUAUUUUCUCCGCCAUGGAGGGCGACCCCACCAACUGCUGGUGCCCCAGGGGAUACAUCAUGUGCAGCGAGGAGGACGUGCGCGACGUGCAGUCCAAGCUGCACCAAAUUAAGGACUUGAAGAGGCGAAACGAAGUCACCCCCUCGUGGAUGAAGCGCCUCUGCGAUAACUCAGAAGCAGUCGGGUUCAAAGGCAUGUCAGUUGUGAUCGACUACGAAUUGGCAGUUCUAUGUGACGAUGGAAAAGACAAAGGAAACGCGGACUUUAAAAUAAUUGGAGCAUCCGGGUUCGUCUCAAACGAAGAGGUCAUUCAGCAGACGGAGAGGGACACCACAUACGUUCCUCGCAAAUGCACCGUUAAUAAUUUUUACCUUUGUAGAAAGGUGGACGACGAUAAUGUGGGCUGCCAGUACAGCCCCUGGUCUCCCUGGGGUCCCUGCGUGAAUGGCAGACAGAGAAGGACCAGGAAGGUGAUGCGCUCGAAUCAGAACAACGAGGAGUUGUGCCUGUGGAAUGGCAAGCGCAUCCCGAGGAGCAUAAUGGAGCAGACGCGCCCUUGCGGGGGUCCUUCCGGCGCGCCCGCAAGGGGGGAGCGCGACAAGGGGGGGCGGUCAAUCGGAGCAGCCUAA
Molecule: messenger RNA, 825 nt
Organism: Plasmodium vivax (malaria parasite P. vivax)
Lineage: Eukaryota; Apicomplexa; Aconoidasida; Haemosporida; Plasmodiidae
Exons: 2
Coding region: 1-825 (274 amino acids)
Source: RefSeq, a predicted model, not a curated record